Molecule: messenger RNA, 372 nt
Organism: Tetrahymena thermophila SB210
Lineage: Eukaryota; Ciliophora; Oligohymenophorea; Hymenostomatida; Tetrahymenidae
Exons: 1
Source: RefSeq, a predicted model, not a curated record
AUGUCUAAUCAUCUACUGAUACGAUAUUUACAUUUCAAAAGAAAAUAAGACACAAACAAAGCGUGUGUUAAUAUUUUUUCAGAAUAAACUAAAUACCUUUAAUUUUCAACUUUAUUUAUAAAUACUACCCCAAAAUAUUUAGUAUUUUUGUAUGCUUAUUAAUUGAUUGUCUAUGAUACUGUUCUCUAAAAAUAAUUAAUUAAUAAAAACAUAUAUCUUUUAAUCAAAAUUUAUACGCCUUAAAUAAUCAAGUCAAGUCACAUCACGCACGGGUAAGCACGAAAUUUGAAAAUUCUAAUAAAAAAUUUUAUUACCCAUGUUUAAUUAAUUUCUGAGUAAUAAUCUAUAGAAAUAUUUUGCCUUACUUUAUGA